Molecule: messenger RNA, 843 nt
Organism: Vigna radiata var. radiata (mung bean)
Lineage: Eukaryota; Viridiplantae; Streptophyta; Magnoliopsida; Fabales; Fabaceae
Product: F-box/LRR-repeat protein At4g14103-like
Exons: 2
Coding region: 1-843 (280 amino acids)
Molecular function (GO): protein binding
Source: RefSeq, a predicted model, not a curated record
AUGGCUGAUUUGAUAAGUAGUCUUCCAGACGAAAUCAUUUGUUAUAUUCUUUCUUUUCUUUCAUCCCAACAAGUUGUUGCAACAAGUGUUCUCUCCAAGCGCUGGAAUAUUCUGUGGCGUUCUGUUCCCUCUUUGGAUUUCAACACCAUUGACGAAGAUUUUUGGCUUCACAAUGGCCAAAAGACUGUCAAGAAGUUUUAUUUUUCGGUGGGCUCUUUCUUGGUUCGUCGUGGAGAUCAACCCCUCCAUAGAUUUCGCCUCAGAUGCUACCCUUCCAUGGAUAUUACUGAAAGUAUCAAGACACGGAUUCAGACUACAUUGAGUGGAAGUUGUAGUGUUCAAAUCCUCGACCUCUAUAUUCAUCCUAAGGACUUUUUCCUUCCAUCUAUGGUGUUUAGCUUUAAAACUCUUGUAACUCUCAAGUUGAAAUUCAUAAUAGUGGAAGAUAUGUCCUUUGUUGAUUUGCCUUUGCUUAAGAUCUUACAUCUAAAAUAUGUUUAUUCUCUAGUAGAAAUUGAUCUUUCACAGAUUAUUUCUGGGUGUCCAAAUCUUGAGAAAUUAAAAGUCAGUGAUUUGGCUUGUGAAGCUAAAGGAAAGAUUAUCAGAUUGUCCAAGUUAGUUAGAGCCAGCAUCGAUAAACUCUUCCUUCCAUUGGAAAUAUUUAAGGAAGUUGAAGUUUUGAAAUUGAAUUGGAUAUUUCAACCAAACAUAUACCUAAAUUUUGAUUUUAACAAUUUAGUUCAACUUCAAUUGACUGUGGCCCUGGAUUGGCUUCUGGUCUUGAAAAUGCUCAAUCAUUGUUCCAAGCUUCAAAGUCUUGUCAUUUGCAUUGAUAAGGUUUAA